UUUGCAGGCCCAAGCUAAGUUCGUCCUUUUGGUUUAAUCGGGCGGGCCCAACCAAUUGGACGAGUCUGCGAUUUCAAAAUCGCAUCGCACCCAGGAAGGUCUGGCGGGACUUCACUCAUCGUCUUUCACUUCUGCAAAAACCCCACCGCUUUUAAAUUUCCAACGCAGUCGUUUUAGACGGAGAAGGAUAAACAGCUUUGGAAGGUAGAAUUGAGACGCGCCGAUAAUGGAGAGACAGAGGCGCGUGGUGGUGUGCGCCGAGAACGAAGAGCUUGCGGCGUAUAUGCUGAAGAAAUGGGAUGAGAUGGCGAACCAACGGCCCAAAGGGAUCACCGAGAAUGUCGAAAUGACUCUCACUAAGGCUUAUUCCAAUCUCUGCGCUUCCAAAACCCCUAUCCAAACUCUCAAAGAAUUUUCCCAGAUCAAGGGUGUGGGAAAGUGGAUUCUGAGGCUUAUGCAAGGGUUCUUUGAGACUGUUUCGGGAAAUUCUGAACCUGAAGACUUGGCCAAAAAGAAGGUUUUCGUUUUUGAUCGUUUAGGUAAGAAAACCAAAGGCGCCAGGCGCUAUAUGCCACAGAAGAAUUCUGUAGCAUAUGCAUUGCUAAUUACCCUUUACAGGGGAACUACAAAUGGGAAUGAAUUUAUGCGUAAACAGGAGCUUAUCGAUGCAGCAGAAGCAAGUGGACUUUCCCGAGUGCCAAUUGCGCCAGAAAAGGGAAAAGGAAAACCUUCGCAGUUUGGAAGUUCUCCUCGAGAAUGGUAUAGUGGAUGGUCAUGCAUGAAGACAUUGAUAACCAAGGGGCUUGUUGUCAAAUCAAGUUGCCCUGCAAAAUACAUGCUAACUCAAGAAGGUAAAGAAGCAGCACGUGAAUGUCAAAUGAGAUCUGGUUUGCCUGAUACCUCAGAGAAUGCUGCUGAUUCUGAAGGAUCUAGUGAUCUGCAGCUUGUAAAUCUUGAGUCAGAUGAUGAGGCAACAACGUCAUCUGUUGAUUUGAAUAGGCAGAAGCCAACUGAUAUUCCUCCUGAAUGUAUCGAGAGGUUUAUGCGCAUGGGGUACCCUAGGGAACGCAUUCUUCAAGCUUUCAGUGAAAUUGCAGAUCCUUCCAAGAGGAAUAUAUCUUCACUCUGGCCGUCAGUCUUAUGUCGUCUUCGUGAAGAUGAGGUUUAUGGUUGUCAUUCAAAGUCUCAGUCUGCAAGAGAAGAUUUCCAUACAACAUCAACCACUUUGGAAACAACUACUAAAAGCUCAUUGGAUUACCAAAAAAAUGGUCAAGUAACAGGAUCAUCCCAUGAAGCUGCACAGGCGGCGAAGUUCAGUUCUGCUGAUUCUGUGCCAAAGCCUUUUACCAUGAGAGCUUGCUCAUCAUCCGUGCAAAGAUCAAGUUCAAAUGACAAGGAAGCAGGGCUGAGUGUUUUGUCUAUGCCACCUCUGGCCUUUGGAGAGAGAUUUGAAGAUGUCUAUGAAGUAAUCUUAAUAUUGGAUGAUCGAGAGCAGUUUGCCACUCAGGGGUCACGGUGUAGAAGAAUCAUUGAGAAUAUUCGUUCUCAAUUCAAAAUACAAAUACAGGUUAGGCGACUACCAGUUGGAGAUGGAAUCUGGAUUGCUCGCCACAAGUAUCUUUACACUGAAUAUGUGCUUGAUUUUAUUGUUGAAAGGAAGAACAUUGAUGAUUUACGCUGUUCAAUCAGAGAUAAUCGCUACAAGGAUCAGAAACUAAGGCUUUUGAGGUGCGGACUUAAGAAACUGAUAUAUCUUGUGGAAGGUGACCCAAAUUCCUCUGAAGCAGCAGAGAGCAUAAAAACAGCCUGUUUUACAACAGAAGUUCUGGAGGGAUUUGAUGUGCAGAGAACCAGUGGCUUGAGCGACACACUGAAGAAAUAUGGUUAUCUAACUCAAGCAAUAACUCAAUACUACAAAUCACAGAUUCCUGAGGAACGGUGUAAAGAUACUGGGAUCUGUCCACCUUUUGAUGAAUUUAUCAAAAGGUGCCAAGACUUGGAUAAAAUGACCGUCAGCGAUGUGUUUGCCAUUCAGCUCAUGCAGGUACCUCAGGUGACAGAGGAAAUUGCCAUAGCUGUUCUGGAUAUAUAUCCAACACUUCUAUCUCUUGCCCAUGCAUACUCUCGACUCGAUGGUGAUGUUGCUGCACAAGAGGACAUGCUUAGGAAGCAAAGUAGAAAUGCUAUCAAUGGAGUUGCUAGUAGGAACAUUUUCCAGUUAGUUUGGGGCAAUUGAUUUCUACAUAUGCUCCUUCAUCUCAAAGGAGGGUUUUUGGCACUAGGUAUCAUUUCUGUAAAAUGUAAAAGAUAUAUGCUUCAAUCCUUUGGGGUGUGAAUGUAAAUGAGAUGUGAAGACCAUAGUUAUAAAGAUUUUAAAUAUAAGCAGCAUUCUGCCUAUUAUACUCUGCUUUUUCA
This is a messenger RNA of Ziziphus jujuba (common jujube), 2415 nucleotides long. RefSeq names its product crossover junction endonuclease MUS81. The transcript is spliced from 15 exons. NCBI's taxonomy places the organism in Eukaryota, Viridiplantae, Streptophyta, Magnoliopsida, Rosales, Rhamnaceae. Gene Ontology annotation, cellular component: Holliday junction resolvase complex; nucleus. The record is from RefSeq and is a predicted model, not a curated record. Bases 227 to 2236 code for a protein of 669 amino acids. Gene Ontology annotation, molecular function: crossover junction DNA endonuclease activity; DNA binding; 3'-flap endonuclease activity. Gene Ontology annotation, biological process: double-strand break repair via break-induced replication; resolution of meiotic recombination intermediates; DNA catabolic process.